This is a messenger RNA of Nannizzia gypsea CBS 118893, 972 nucleotides long. RefSeq lists its product as hypothetical. Gene Ontology annotation, molecular function: transcription coregulator activity. The record is from RefSeq and is a predicted model, not a curated record. Gene Ontology annotation, cellular component: mediator complex; core mediator complex. Gene Ontology annotation, biological process: regulation of transcription by RNA polymerase II. The coding region runs from base 1 to 972 and encodes 323 amino acids. NCBI's taxonomy places the organism in Eukaryota, Fungi, Ascomycota, Eurotiomycetes, Onygenales, Arthrodermataceae. The transcript has a single exon.
AUGAAUGCAGAGAUACUGGCGCCUCUCACCUCCCUGGAGGCCCGGCUUAAUGCCCUGCUGACGUCCAUCACGUCGACUCCCACAGCUUCGGGGGCGCCAGCGGCAACAGUCUCUCUUCUUGAAGCUGACGACGCGCUUAGCAACGCGCUGCAGACACUGAGAACACACCAGGCGAACUACUCUAAGAUCCUUCGACUACGUGCUGAAGCCCUCAGCCUUGAGGAGCGAGUGCGGGAGACAGUUCGGCAGGUUGGGGAGCUUGGAGACGAGAUAUCUGCGGCUGCAGGAGAGGAUGAUGACUCGGAUGAAGACAGUGACGAUGGGGCAGGAAGCGAUGUUGAAAUGGGCGAAAAGGACAAGGAUAAGAUACGGAAGGGUGAGGUAGACUACCGAUUGCUGCUUGGAUUUGCCAGACGGAUAAGCAAGUACAACAACGAGGCCGCUGCCGAUGCCUCCAGCACAACGAUGUUGUCAAAGGAGCCGCCAAAUGCUGACACGGCAGCAGAGGCGAACGGCGAGAUAGCAAAGAAGGAUGGGAUGGCUGUGGGCCAUGGGCAGACGACGGGCGUUGGUAUCGCUGCUUUACCUCAGGACACCGUCUCCUGGCUGGAUGAGACCGCCAACUGGACUCGACUCAUGUCUGCGCUCCCGUACCCCAGCGAGGACCGUAUCCGUAUGGGUCUUAUGGCCCAUCUCCACGCAACUGCCGCUGCAGAGGGGAAGGAUAUUGGAAAAGAAGUCGAGCACAUCCUGCAAGCUGCAAUGCAGAAAGAUAUGACAAAUGAAGAAACUCAAUCGGCAGGGCAAGGAUAUCAACCACAACCUGAUGCGGGUGUUGGCCACCCUGCAGAGACGGGUACUGCAUCUCUAAACCACCAAGCUGGGAAUAGUGCCAGCCAUACAGCAGAACCAGCGAAAGUGAAGCCGAAGCUCGACCUUGAUCUUUAUGACCCAGACGACGACGACAUGUAA